Messenger RNA from Closterium sp. Yama58-4, 1374 nucleotides. The record is from the annotation of a GenBank genome assembly. NCBI's taxonomy places the organism in Eukaryota, Viridiplantae, Streptophyta, Zygnematophyceae, Desmidiales, Closteriaceae.
AUGCCCGCGAGCGUGGCGGAAACAGCGGCGGUGGAGGAGGUGGGGGGAAUGCGCACGUGCUCCGCGGGUGACGGGGAGGGACAGGCGCAGGGACGGGUGCUGCACGCAUCCACCCCGCCCGUCCUCACUGCUCUGCAUCUCCCCCCCCCUUUCGUGCUGUGCAUCCCCACCCUCCCCCCCGUGCUGUGCUGUGCGUCCCCCACUCCUCUCGUGCUGUGCAUGCUGCAGCUGCUGGAGCAGCGCGGAGUGGCGGGGAGGGACGUGGUGGUGAUGGCGUCGCCCUUCACCCGCACGCAGCAGACAGCCGCCCUCGCUGCUGCGGAGCUGGGCAUCAACGUGCAAGGCACGCGCUUCCAGACAGCGGAGGAGCUGAGGGAGCGCUACUUCGGGCGCCACCUGGAGCUCAACUCGCAUGACCUCUACCCAGCAGUGUGGGUGGACGACAGGAAGGACGCCUCAUCCCGCCCGGGUGGCGACGGGGAGAGUGUGGUGGCGGUGGCGCAGAGAACAGCGCACCUCAUUCGGCACAUUGAAGAGGCUCUGGACGGGAAAUUGGUGGUGCUGGUGAGUCAUGGCGACACUCUACAAAUAAUCAACUCGCUUCUCUACUCCUGCGAUCUACUGCCACCCUCAUUCGUUCUACCCAAAGGCAUUGUGGAUCAAAGCCAAUGGCCGGCGUGCCCUAAGCUGGGCACGACGGCCAUGGUGCGCGCGGCGGCGCUGCUGCUGGUGCUGCCGGCCUUGGCGAUCCUGAGCGUCGUGGAUCCCGAGGUGGCGAAGCCGGCGUGGGACGACGGCGUGGUGGACGGCGUCGACGCGGACCUCUUCCGCCGCGCCAUGGUGCAGAUCGACGACGCGCGCCUCGCCGAGCCGCGCGGCAAAAUCGCCUUUCUUUUCCUCGUGCGCGGCCCGCUGCCGCUGCAGGAGAUCUGGCACCGCUUCUUCCAGGGUCACGAGGCGCAGUUCUCGGUGUACAUCCACGCGUCGCAGCCCGACUUCGACUGCGACCGCGCCGUCAACUACGCCGCCUUCCGCGGCCGCCAGAUUCCCAGCGUGCCGAUAUCAUGGGGAGGGCCCAACCUGAUCCGCGCGGAGAGGCGGCUACUGGCGGCGGCGCUGGCGGAUCCGGCGAACCAGCGCUUCGUGCUGCUCUCUGAAUCGUGUGUGCCUUUGUUCAACUUCUCCCACGUGUACGACUACCUCUUCGCCUCGCCCACCAGCUUCAUCACCAGCCAUCCGAGCGAGUGGCGGUACCAGCCGGGCAUGGCGCCUACUGUCAACCGCAGCCAGUUCCGCAAGGGCUCGCAGGUGGGCGCUGUGAGGGGUGGUGGGCUCGCAGGUGGGCGCUGUGAGGAGUUUUGUGCAAUGAAGUGA